Molecule: messenger RNA, 2490 nt
Organism: Gossypium arboreum
Lineage: Eukaryota; Viridiplantae; Streptophyta; Magnoliopsida; Malvales; Malvaceae
Product: FT-interacting protein 3-like
Exons: 1
Coding region: 66-2381 (771 amino acids)
Source: RefSeq, a predicted model, not a curated record
UUACUCGGCAAACAUGUUCGAAACGCUUAUGGACCAGUCCUAAACCAAAUAAUAAUAACUGCAGGAUGCCGGAAAACUUUUCUUUGAAGGAGACCAAGCCGAAUAUAGGUGGAGGGAGAGUUUCCGGUGGCAGGGAAAAGCUCACAUCCUCAUUCGAUCUAGUUGAAGUGACACAUUUUUUAUUUGUCAGAGUAGUGAAAGCGAGAGAUUUGGCAUGCAGCAAUGCCACUGUCGGCGGUGGCGUUUGCCACCCGUUUGUUGAAAUAAAAAUUGGAAACUAUAAGGGGAGCACCAAGUACUUGGAGAUGAAUAAACCAAACCCAGAAUGGAACCAAGUGUUUGCCUUCACAAAAGAUCGAAUUCAAUCCUUAUCCGUGGAGAUCACCGUGAGAGAAAAGGAAUUUGUAAACGAUGAGUUUAUAGGUAAGAUUGCAAUUGACAUGUCUGACAUUCCAACACGAGUUCCACCGGAUAGUCCACUCGCCCCACAGUGGUAUAAAUUGGAGGCCGAGGCCAAUUCAUCAGUUGGUGAGUUGAUGUUGAUUCUUUGGUUCGGGACACAAGCUGAUGAAGUGUUCAUUGAUGCAUGGCAUUCAGAUGUAGCCUCUGUUAGUGGUGACAGCAUUACGAAUACUCGUUCCAAGGUCUACCUUUCACCUAGACUUUGGUAUCUUAGAGUCAAUAUAAUUGAAGCACAGGAUUUGGUGGUGCCCGGAGAUAAGAAUCGGAUUCCAGAGGUUUAUGUCAAGGCUGCUCUUGGGAAUGUGAAGUUGAGGACAAGAGUUUCGGCAGACAAGUCAUUGAAUCCUAGAUGGAACGAAGAUUUGAUGUUUGUUGCAGCAGAGCCCUUCUAUGAUCAUUUGGUUCUGACCGUGGUAGAUAAAAACAAUGAGGAGGAAAUUAGCCUCGGAAGGUGCAUGGUUCAUCUAUCUGAGGCCUACAUAAGGUGGCUGCCUGAAUCUGUGAGUGCAAAAUGGUAUAAUGUAGAGGGAGGCGGAGAUGUGGUGGAGGAGCUAAAGUUUGCUAGUAAGCUUAACAUGAGAAUAUCUUUGGAUGGUGGCUAUCAUGUGUUUGAUGAAUCCGUUGAUUGUAGCAGUGAUUACCGAGCGACGUUUAAGGGGUUGUGGCCACCAGCAAUUGGUGUGUUGGAGUUGGGAAUUAUAGGUGCCAGUGUUUUGGUUCCAAUGAAGUCAAGAGAUGGACGUGAAACUACAGAUGCUUAUUGUGUGGCCAAAUAUGGACCUAAAUGGGCAAGGACAAGAACUGUAGUCAACAGCUUUUCUCCAAAAUGGAAUGAACAAUACACUUGGGAGGUUUACGAUCCGUAUACGGUCCUUAUUAUCGGAAUUUUCGAUAACUGCCACCUCAACGGAGAGAAAGGUCCAAAUCCAAAAGACCCAAGUAUUGGGAAGCUAAGGAUCCGAUUGUCCACCCUUUCGACUAAUCGGGUUUACACCUAUUCGUAUCCUCUCAUAGCACUUCAACCAAGUGGAGUUAAAAAGAUGGGAGAAAUCCAGUUGGCUUUGAGAUUUACAUCCCCAUCUUAUACAAGUUUACUAGCAGCUUAUGCACGACCUUUAUUUCCCAAAAUGCACUACAUUCACCCAUUGUCGGUAUAUCAGCUCGAUAGUUUAAGGCAACAAGCCAUUGGCAUUCUAUGUUCAAGGUUGAGCAGUGCCGAACCGCCGUUAAGGACAGAGGUUACUGGGUGCAUGUUGGAUGCUGGUUACCAAUUGUGGAGUCCCCGAAAGGCCAAAGCCAACACAGAAAGACUAAUUGAUGCAGUCCAUGUAAUCACGGAGGCAUGGAAAUGGUUUGAUACGAUAAAGAAGUGGAACAAUCCUGCAGCAAACGUUUUAGUCAUAGUGUUGUAUUUGAUUGUGGUGUUUUAUCCAAGUUUGGUACUGCCUACGUUGCUUAUCUACUGCUUUCUAAUUGGGAUUUGGCAAUACCGGAAGCGGCCACGGGAUCCAACGCACGGCGAUAUCAAACUGUCGCUGGCCGAUUCGACGAAUGCCGAGGAAUGGGACGAAGAGUUCGACACAUUCCCGUCAUCUAAACAAGGUGAUGUACUUAGAAUGAGGUAUGAUCGAUUGCGAAGCAUGGCAGGAAAGGUUAUGGUAAUGGUUGGGGACUUAGCAACUCAAGGAGAGAGGUUGACUGCUUUGUGGAGUUGGCAGGAUCCGGUAGCUAGUGCUAUAUUUCUAGCGUUUUGUGUGAUGGCUGCCGUAGUUUUUUGCAGCGGACUAGUUCCUCCGAGGUGCAUACUUGUAAUGGUGGGAUUGUUUGUGAUGAGACCUCCAAGUUUCGGCAUUGACAUUCCUUGCGCACCCCAAAACGUGUUCGGAAGAUUGCCCACAAAAACAGAUUGCAUGUUAUAAUAUAAGUAUUAAAGUAAUUAUAAGCAGCUGGAAGAUACGUUACGUAAGUAGGAUUCUGAAUUAUGUAAUAAAUAAUUAAAGAAAAUUCUGUUGAUUAUCUUUUCUUGGC